GAAUCAUGAGGGAGCCAACAAAAUCAAAAAAGAUAAAAAGAACAAAUGCAAAUCCAACGCUAUAACUAUAUUCUGCUAUUACUGAUAGCAUCAUCGUUGUUGAAUCCAUCAUCAGCAAGCAAACAACCCAGUUUUUGUAGCAGCGAAGAAGUUUUUCUCGAGUCGAAUCCAAUGGCAACUCUUGGGGGUAUAAAGGAUUCACCUGCUUCCAACAGCGCCGAGGUCGAUGGUCUCGCUCGUUUUGCCGUCGAUGAGCAUAACAAAAAAGAGAAUAAAAUGUUGGAGUUGGCAAGGGUGGUAAAGGUGCAAGAGCAAGUGGUUUCUGGGACUUUGCAUCAUCUUACUUUGGAGGUUGUUGAUGUGGGUGAGAAGAAAUUAUAUCUUGCCAAAAUCUGGGUGAAGCCAUGGUUGAACUUUAAGGAACUUCAAGAAUUCACACAUAUUGGUGAUGCCACCACCACUUCACCUAAUCUUGAUGUCCAAAAAGAUGAUGAGUCGAUGACUAUUCAUGGAGAUUUCCAGGAUGCUGCAAAUCAUGCCCUCAAGACACUGCAACAAAGGUCUAACUCGUUAUUUCCAUACGAACUUCAAGAAGUCGUUCAUGUAAAAGCAGAGACUGUGGAUGGAACUGCGAAAUAUGAUCUGGUGUUGAAGGUGAAAAGGAGCGAUAAGGAAGAGAAGUUUAAGGCGAAUGUUCACAAGGACAAGGAUGGGAAUUAUCAUGUGAACAACAUGGUGCAAGAUCACUCCUAAUCUAAACAUGGUUUAUAAUGUUGACAAAAGAGUGUUUUUUGUGUGUGAUAAAUAAUGGUUUGUAACUGAAUCAUACUUUCAGGAUCACUACUACUUUGUAUGUUUUAUGGUUUGCAACUUGAAUUGUUUG
Molecule: messenger RNA, 883 nt
Organism: Lactuca virosa
Lineage: Eukaryota; Viridiplantae; Streptophyta; Magnoliopsida; Asterales; Asteraceae
Source: the annotation of a GenBank genome assembly